AUGAAUAUAGCACAGUUCCGAAUAUUGCCUGCUGUGUUCUAUAGCAUUGUACUAUUUAUUUCUGUUGCUGCUAAUUUUAGGAUUACCGAAAUCCAAUGUCCGAAAAGGUGUACUUGCAUACCAGAUAUAGCUGAACAAGAUCGUCUAGUUGUAACCUGUAAGUGGUUAACAACACCAAAUGAUAAUCUUUGGGAUCAACAAUUAUUCUCGCAACUUACUCAAAAUAUUACAAAAAGUUUAAGCAUCGAGUGCGAUAAUUCUCAAAGUGAGCAACAACAACACUCAAACACAGUCACUUUUCAUGAAAAUUUACUGAGCAAAUUUCAAAAUUUGCUAAAUUUACGCUUACAGUCACGAAUUUAUUAUAAGAAUCACUUUAGAUUUGCAAACUGUUUUUCCAAAGGACAAAUGUUCCGUUCAGAGUGA
Messenger RNA from Thelazia callipaeda (thelaziosis nematode), 426 nucleotides. The record is from the annotation of a GenBank genome assembly. Lineage: Eukaryota; Metazoa; Nematoda; Chromadorea; Rhabditida; Thelaziidae.